Molecule: messenger RNA, 2505 nt
Organism: Nanorana parkeri
Lineage: Eukaryota; Metazoa; Chordata; Amphibia; Anura; Dicroglossidae
Product: extracellular calcium-sensing receptor-like
Exons: 6
Coding region: 1-2505 (834 amino acids)
Biological process (GO): G protein-coupled receptor signaling pathway
Cellular component (GO): membrane
Molecular function (GO): G protein-coupled receptor activity
Source: RefSeq, a predicted model, not a curated record
AUGGAUAUAACGCAGCUUGAUGGAGUCACACAGCCAGGGGAUAUCAUGUUUGGAGUUUUGCUGCCUCUCCAUCUUGACAAAGUCUACCAGAAAGUUGAUUACACUGAAAGGCCACCCGGAACCACCUGCACAAUGUUCCAUUUUGAGAAUUAUCAGCAAUUUCAAUCCAUACUGUUUGCAGUUGAAGAGAUUAAUAGCAAUCCCAGUAUCCUGUCGAAUCUAACCUUGGGAUUUCAAGCUUAUGAUUCCUGCGAUGUGCUUCACCAGGACUUACAGGGCACAUUAGAGUUACUGAGUGGAAGCCAAACAUCCAUCCCCAACUACCGCUGUAUUCUGGAGGUUCCUCUUAGUGCUGUGAUUGGACCGUCUGUUUCUACACAUUCCAUACUUGUGGCACAUAUUCUUGGCUUGUACAGAUUUCCUCAGAUCAGUCAUUUCUCUACCAGUCCCAUUUUGAGUGACCGGACUAAAUUCCCUUCCUUCUUCAGAACUGUUUCCAGUGACAUCUUCCAAUCUCAAGGUCUUGCUCAGUUGGUGUUGCAGUUUGGAUGGACAUGGGUGGGGUUAUUAGCAGUAGACAAUGACUACGGUCAACAAGGGAUUCAGCUGGUGAGACAGGCACUAGUCCGAGCCAAAGCAUGUGUGGCCUUUUCUGAGAAUAUUAUUACCAGCCAGCCCAACCACAACGCCCCACAUAUUGUUGACGUCAUUAAGAGUUCAACAGUUAAGGUUGUAGUUGCCUUCUCCCCACCUAUUGAUCUUCUUCCUAUCCUAGAUGAGAUGUUGAAACAGAACAUCACAGAGAAGAUGUUCGUUGCCAGUGAAGCCUGGUCGACUUCCAGUCUUUUCUCAAAGGGUCGAUUUUCUAGGCUUCUUAAUGGCACCAUUGGUUUGACUUUCUACAGCGGGACUAUUUUGGAGUUUGGAGAGUUUCUGAAUAACGUCCACCCGUCCAUGACCUUGGGGAGGCAAUGGGCAAAGUUGUUUUGGGAGGAGGCAUUCAACUGCAAAUUUAUUGAUGCAAACUUGACUGGGACUUUGGAGAAUUUGAGAAGUGCUUGCACAGGAAUGGAAGACCUGAGAAGCGUCAAGAACAGUUUUAAUGAUGUCUCUGCCUUAAGAGCGACCUACAAUGUCUACACAGCAGUACAUGUAAUUGCUAAAGCCUUGGAAGAUUUAAAAAGCUGCAAGGAUGGAGAAGGACCCUUUCCACUGAGCAAGUGUGCAGACAUUUUGGGUUUCAAACCAUGGCAGCUCCUGCACUACAUGAAGAAAGUGAGAGUGAAGCUAAGUCAUGGUAGGGAACUUUACUUCGACCAGAAUGGAGACCCGCCAGCAGUUUAUGACAUUGUGAACUGGCAGCUGAGCCCAGAAGGUGCAGUGCGGCAUGUGAAAAUUGGCAGUUACGACACAACUGCUUCUCGCGACCAAGUCUUUACUAUUAACACCAGCGCCAUGUUAUGGACCACUGAUAAUCAGCUGCCACCUACCUCAGUGUGCAGCGAGACCUGUCCUGCAGGAUUCCGGAGAGCAGCUAUAAAGGGACAACCUAUGUGCUGCUUUCAAUGCAUUCCCUGUCCUCUUGGGGAGAUCUCCAACCAUACAGAUUCCAUUGAUUGCAUUCAGUGUCCAUGGGACCAGUGGCCAAACUCAGAAAAGAACAAGUGCCUCCAGAAGACCAUAGAGUAUCUCUCUUAUGAAGAUGCCUUGGGAGCAACUUUGACCUCCACCUCUCUCCUUUCCUUUUCCGUUCCUGUGGUUAUUUUACAGUUUUACAUUAAGUUUAAAAUUACCCCCAUAGUGAAAGCAAAUAAUUAUUAUCUAAGUUGCCUUCUGCUUGUGUCGCUCUCUCUUUGCUUCCUUUGCUCGUUGUCUUUCAUUGGGUAUCCAGACUUCAAGAAAUGUCUUUUGCGCCAAAUUGCUUUUGGGUUGAUUUUUGCUCAGUGCAUCUCUUGCAUUUUGGCCAAAACUAUCAUGGUAGUUUUGGCUUUCAUAGCCACCAAACCUGGUAGCAAUCUCAGGAAAUGGACCAAACCCACAAUAUCCUAUGUCAUUGUUUUGUCAUGUACUUGUUUACAGUUGCUCUUGUGCCUCACUUGGUUAUGCCUGUCUCCUCCAUACUCCCAGUACAAUAUUCAUGUCAAGCCUGGUGUGAUCAUUGUUGAGUGCAAUGAAGGCUCAGAUGUUGCCUUCUGGGCUAUGUUGGGUUACCUGUUUCUCCUGGCCACCAUUAGUUUCAUCGUUGCCUUCCUGGCACGAAGGCUUCCUGACAGCUUCAAUGAGGCCCAGUUUAUUACAUUCAGCAUGGUGGCCUUUCUCAGUGUCUGGAUAUCUUUCAUCCCAGCAUACCAGAGUGCACAAGGAAAGUACAUUGUGGCCAUGGAGAUCUUUGCCAUCUUGGCCUCCAGUUGGGCUCUUGUGAUCUUUAUGUUUCUACCUAAAUGUUUAAUCAUUUGGUUUAAGCCUGACAGGAACACAAGGGCAUAUCUCAUGAGAAAAUGUUAA